Messenger RNA from Parasteatoda tepidariorum (common house spider), 2265 nucleotides. RefSeq lists its product as uncharacterized. The record is from RefSeq and is a predicted model, not a curated record. NCBI's taxonomy places the organism in Eukaryota, Metazoa, Arthropoda, Arachnida, Araneae, Theridiidae.
AUGAAGGAGUUGAAUGAAUAUGGAAUAUGUGUGAAUGAUACAGAGUACAGUUCUCUAGGAGUAUCAAAUGACGUCAAAUUAUUACUUGGAGCUGAUGUGGCCGGCAAGCUUUUCACAGGCAAUGUAAAAUGUUUGAUUGAAGGUCCUGUUGCCGUUGAGUCACAUCUAGGGUGGACUCUUAUGGGGAAGAUACCUAUAAAUGAUAUUGCUGUGACGACAAAUUCUUCUCUUUCAUUGCUUUUAACUGAAGCAUCAGUGAAUCAACUGUGGUCAUUGGAUGUUUUGGGAAUCACAGAUCCAUCUGCGAAGAAAGUGCAGGCAGAGUUGCAAAGAGCUACACAAGAGUACUUUUUGGAGACAAUCAGACUAGAUGUAGAAAACCGUUUUGUGGUUAGCAUGCCUUGGCUGGAAGAUCAUCCUCCAUUGCCAACCAACUAUGACCUGGCGUAUAAAAGAUUGAAUUCGACUGUCAACCGCCUUAAAUCGCAGUCGAUUUAUAAAGAGUAUGAGCAAGUUUUUAAUGAAUGGAUGGAGGAGGGAAUAAUAGAAGAAGUAAAGGAUAAUUGUGAGGAAAAUGUACACUACCUACCUCAUCGUGCAGUUAUAAAACCGAAUAGCACCACCAAAAUUAGACCCGUAUUUGAUGCUUCAGCUAAGGCCAAAGGUUUUCCAAGUUUAAAUGACUGCUUAGAGAAGGGUGAAAAUCUUAUUGAAUUGAUACCAAGCAUUUUGAUGCGGUUUAGGACUGAGAGAAUUGGUGUCGUUUCAGACAUACGUAAAGCCUUCUUACAAAUCGGACUUACUGAAACUGAUAGGAAUUACUUAAGAUUUUUAUGGCUUAGUGAUACAGGCUUGAAGAUUUACAGGCAUUGCAGGGUAGUAUUUGGAGUAACCUGUAGCCCAUUUUUGCUGUCCUCAACUAUCAAAUACCUUCUGAUGAAUGUUUUGAAAGAAAUAAGGGAACAAAAAGCUACUUAUCCUGAAUAUGUUGUACAAAAACUAAUGAAAAGUUUUUAUGUGGACAAUUGUGUGACGAGUGUCAAGGAUACAGAAGAAUUGAAUAUGUUUGAAAGAGUUGCUACUGAAAUAAUGGCAAGUAGAAAAUUCGAUCUUAGAGGGUGGGAGUACACCGACUUAACCGAGGAAAAUUCACAGCCACCUACAAAUGUUCUUGGUAUGAGCUGGGAUAAGAAAUAUGAUACUCUUCAAGUGAGUACAGGUUGCAUUAAAGAGCUUAACAUUGAGAAAGUAACGAAGAGAACCAUCCUGUCAGCUGCACAUAGACUUUUUGACCCCUUGGGUAUGAUCUGUCCUGUAACGUUGAUCCCAAAAUUGCUUCUUCAGAGCAUUUGGAAGUUGAAACUGAAUUGGGAUGAUGAUGUUGAUGAAAACACCAGAAGAGAAUUUUUAAAAUGGAUUGAAGGUGUACUGCACAUUGAGAAAAUUAAUAUUCCAAGGUAUUUUGGACUAAGUGGAUCCAAGAAGUGUUCCAUAUAUUUACCUCAAGAAUUGUGGACUUCGUCUGAAUAUGUCGUUAAUGAGGAGGAAGUAAACUGUGAGAAAAGAAAAGGCGUCACAACCUCAAUGAUAAAUUUUGAAGUGACUAAACUUUUGAGUUCUAAUAUUUCUGAUAAUCGAAAAAGUGUACAUACUAUGGUGUGGGUGACAAGAUUCCUUUUUAAUUUCAAAAAUGAAGAAAGAAGAAAAGGAGAUCUUUCUGUAAGGGAAUUAGAGGAAGCUGAGAAAAUCACUGUAUACUUGAUACAACAGGAGUCAUUUACAAGAGUUUCAGAUGAAAGCCUUAAAACUUUGGAUGUAUUUAUUGGGGAGAAAGGAAUCUGUAGAUUAAAAACAACUGUAUAUAAGAGUAAUGAUUUUGAGGAGUUCAGAACACCUGCUGUUUUACAAGGAGAGCACGCUAUAGUAAAACGUUUAAUACUAUCUGAAUAUAAGAAAAGGGGACAUGCUGAUGUUUCAAACUUAUUGAAUUUUCUUGGAGAAAGAUUUUGGCUGCUGCGUGGUAGAGGAAAAGUAAAAUCUGUAUCGAGACCUUGUGUAGUAUGCAAGCGUUCUUCAACCAAACUUGUAGACCCACCAACUGCAUCUCCACCAAGUGAGAGAGCUCAAGACGCAGAGGUUUUCCAAGUAACUGGUGUGGACCUUGCUGGUCCUGUGAUUUUGAAAGACAAUCCAAAGGGCUGGAUAUGUAUUUUUACCUGUGCCGUUUAUUUUACAGGGAGUGGACAAGCUGUUAAAAAGGCUUGA